AUGCCCAGCAUGUGGUUGACAGAUAUGCAGAAGAUUGGUGUGGCUUUCUGCUCCGGAGGCGGACUGUUCUUGUUCGGGGGAGUUCUCAUGUUCUUUGAUCGCUCCAUGUUGGCAAUGGGAAAUAUUCUGUUCCUGAUCGGCCUUACCCUCAUUAUCGGAAUCCAGAAGACGUUUGUCUUCUUCGCGCGACGCCAAAAACUCAAGGGCACGGCUGCCUUUAUCGCCGGAAUUCUCCUUAUCCUGAUACGGUGGCCUCUCACUGGCUUCCUGGUUGAGCUCUACGGCAUCUUCGUCCUCUUUGGGGACUUCUUCGCUACGAUCGCAUCUUUCGCCGGCAAUAUCCCCGUCGUUGGUCCUUACAUACAAAUGGCCCUCCAAAAGAUCUCGAGUGGUCGGCGGAAUGCAGAACUGCCAGUAUGA
This is a messenger RNA of Cladophialophora yegresii CBS 114405, 420 nucleotides long. RefSeq lists its product as uncharacterized. Gene Ontology annotation, biological process: endoplasmic reticulum to Golgi vesicle-mediated transport; retrograde transport, endosome to Golgi. The coding region runs from base 1 to 420 and encodes 139 amino acids. Gene Ontology annotation, cellular component: Golgi membrane; endoplasmic reticulum; COPII-coated ER to Golgi transport vesicle. The transcript has 2 exons. The record is from RefSeq and is a predicted model, not a curated record. NCBI's taxonomy places the organism in Eukaryota, Fungi, Ascomycota, Eurotiomycetes, Chaetothyriales, Herpotrichiellaceae.